CGCCGUCCGCGACCUCCGAUGACUGAUGGACGUCUUUGUUUCUUCUUCUCCCCUCCAGGUGUCGAUGUCGUUGAAUCCCGGCGCCCCCUCGCAGACGCCGCCGGAUUUCGACCUGCUGCACGUGAGAGCCGAGGGAGACAACGACACGCUGCACUUCCUGUUGUGCAGCCAGGGGGCGCCGACGCUGCUGCUCAUCCACACCAACACUUCUUCUUCUACUGUGGAGGUGAACUGGAGUCAGUUUUCAGCUCGUAACAUCAGCGGCGGCCUUAAGGUGGAGCCAGAGAGCAGCGUCCUCUACAGCAGCGCCGUCGUCUUCAGCAGGGUCAGAGACUUCCACCUUAAAUACACCUGCCCACCCUAAAUCACUCAGUCCACCUUAAAUCAGUCUGUCCACUUUAAAUCACUCUGUC
This is a messenger RNA of Plectropomus leopardus (leopard coralgrouper), 413 nucleotides long. Lineage: Eukaryota; Metazoa; Chordata; Actinopteri; Perciformes; Serranidae. The record is from RefSeq and is a predicted model, not a curated record.